AUGGCAUUCUCGGGUCCUUCUCUGCCGGCAUGGCGGAGCAUUGCACCUCGUCUAUCCAAAGACCUCUUUACCUGCCGACAAUGCCUCCGGAACCAAGGCUUCGCCGCCAAAUCCGUGCGUCGCUUCGCCGCAAUCCCGUCUCCCAAGCCCAGCACGACCCGCUCGCUCCUUUUCACCGAUAAGAACCGCCAGUUCUUCACCUCGAGCCUGCGACGGUCCGUGGCUGCACCAGCAGUGGCUGCUGUAGCCGAGGAGAGCGCCGCCAAAGCCAAGUCGAGCUUCCCCAAGAUCAGCGACAAGUCCGUUGCAUACUGGCUUCUGGGCAGCGCAGCGAGUGUGUUUGGUAUUGUCGUCUUCGGCGGUCUGACCCGUUUGACGGAAUCUGGAUUGAGUAUCACCGAAUGGCGACCUGUUACUGGUUCCGUGCCUCCCAUGAACGCCGAGGACUGGGAGUCCGAGUUUGCGAAGUAUCGCGCAUCUCCCGAGUUCCAGCUCCUAAAUCCCAACAUGAACAUCUCUGAAUUUAAGUCGAUCUACUACAUGGAAUGGAUUCACCGUCUCUGGGGCCGAUUCGUAGGCCUCUCGUUCGUCCUGCCUGCUGUUUACUUCGUCGCCCGGAAAAAGGUCUCGACGCCCAUGGCCUGGCGUCUGGCUGGUAUUGCUGGUCUGAUUGGUUUCCAAGGCUUCUUAGGCUGGUGGAUGGUCAAGUCUGGUUUGAAGGAUGACCUUUUCGCACCUGGUAGUCACCCCCGUGUGAGCCAGUACCGUCUUACUGCUCACUUGGGUGCUGCCUUUACUUGCUAUGUUGCCAUGUUCUGGAAUGGCCUUGCUAUUCUGCGCUCCCACCGACUGAUGAAGGAUGCUGCUUCUGGCUUGAAGCAGCUCGAUGCUCUCCGUGACCCUCGCCUUGCGAUCUUCCGCCGCUCGGUUGCUGGUCUUGCUCUACUGGUUUUCACUACUGUCAUGUCUGGUGGCCUUGUUGCUGGUCUUGAUGCCGGUCUUAUCUAUAACGAGUUCCCCUACAUGGGCAACGGUCUUGCGCCCCCUAGCUCUGAGCUUUGGGAUGCGCGUUACUCUCGUCAUGAGGAUCGCUCUGACCUGUGGUGGCGCAACAUGCUUGAGAACCCCUCGCUUGUCCAACUCGACCACCGCAUCCUCGCCAUGACUACCUUCACCUCGAUCAUGGCUUUGUGGGCCUACUCCCGCCGCUCGCCGACCUUGAAGCGCAUUCUGCCGCCUGCUGCUCGCAAGGGUAUGCACGGUGUUGUGGGCUUUGCCUGCUUGCAGGUUGGCCUUGGUAUCUCCACUCUGCUCUAUCUUGUUCCCACGCCGCUGGCUUCUGCCCACCAAGCUGGUAGCUUGUUCCUCCUCACCUGGGUUCUCGUGCUGGGUAGCCGUAUCUGGCACCCCUCGCGCACAGCCAAGCUUCUGCAGAUGGCUGCCAAGGCUCGUGGCCAGCAGAUUUCAAGCUCCACUGCCUCGGCCGCGACGCGGCUGUGA
Molecule: messenger RNA, 1500 nt
Organism: Penicillium canariense
Lineage: Eukaryota; Fungi; Ascomycota; Eurotiomycetes; Eurotiales; Aspergillaceae
Gene: cox15
Product: cytochrome c oxidase assembly protein cox15
Exons: 2
Coding region: 1-1500 (499 amino acids)
Biological process (GO): heme A biosynthetic process
Cellular component (GO): mitochondrial inner membrane
Molecular function (GO): oxidoreductase activity, acting on NAD(P)H, heme protein as acceptor
Source: RefSeq, a predicted model, not a curated record